AUGAAAGUGUUAAGCAGCUGUAAUGCUUCAAAGACAUUAAAUGCUGGGAACAUGGAGAGUCUGAUUGAGUGUCAGUCAGAGAAAAGAAAGAAGGUGGUAUCACAGUCGUUUACUCUGAGACGAAGCUCUGCCAAUGGGAAUUCCCCAGGGCAGCUAGACUUGGGUGCCAAAAUCACUCUGUUUGGCCAGCCUCUGGCAAUUAUCUGUGGGGAAGAUGACACACUGCCCCAACCAAUCCAGGAUCUCCUAGCUAUAUUGUAUAUGAAAGGACCUUCCACGGAAGGGAUAUUCAGAAAAGCAGCCAACGAGAAAGCACGAAAGGAGUUGAAGGAGGACCUAAACAAAGGCAGCAAUGUUGAUUUGAAAAACAAAUCUGUGCACCUGCUAGCAGUGGUCUUGAAGGACUUCCUACGAAAUAUUCCCUCCAAACUCCUGUGGGCUGACCUCUAUGAGAAGUGGAUGCAAGCUCUGGAGAAGCCAAGCAAGCAGGAAAAAAUUGAAGAAUUGAAAGA
This is a messenger RNA of Apaloderma vittatum (bar-tailed trogon), 512 nucleotides long. It is a transcript of the gene TAGAP, whose product is annotated as T-cell activation RhoGTPase activating protein. Gene Ontology annotation, molecular function: GTPase activator activity. The annotation marks the transcript as partial. Lineage: Eukaryota; Metazoa; Chordata; Aves; Trogoniformes; Trogonidae. The transcript is spliced from 5 exons. The record is from RefSeq and is a predicted model, not a curated record. Gene Ontology annotation, biological process: signal transduction.